This is a messenger RNA of Lepus europaeus (European hare), 405 nucleotides long. Its product is annotated as serine protease inhibitor Kazal-type 10-like. Gene Ontology annotation, molecular function: protein binding. The record is from RefSeq and is a predicted model, not a curated record. NCBI's taxonomy places the organism in Eukaryota, Metazoa, Chordata, Mammalia, Lagomorpha, Leporidae. The transcript is spliced from 5 exons. The coding region runs from base 109 to 405 and encodes 98 amino acids.
GGCGGGAAGCUAGCGGUGUCUGAGGAGGGGGACUCCCAUCUCCACUUAAGUGUUUCGGCCUUCAGCCUGGCUGAUAAUCUGUAGUCUUGGGUUGACUAAGGAUAUCAAAUGGCCAACUUCUCAUUCAGGAUCAAAACCAUUUUUAUUGCCAUGCUGGCACUUUAUCUUUCUUGUGAUACUGUAUCAUCUUUCACAUCUAGUUUUUUGGCAGAGCCAGACUGUAACAAAUACUCAGAGUCACUGCGUGUCUGUAGGAGGAUGUAUGUUCCAAUCUGUGCAUCCAAUGAUUUCACUUAUGGUAAUGUCUGUGCAUUUUGCAAAGCAAUAAGUCUUGCUUGGCUAAAACCACUAGAACAAUGUUUUAUAGAAGUGAUCCAAGAACGGACAUUUUUGUCUUAUUCCUAG